GGGCGCCGACUGAUUACGUAGCGGGCGGGGCCGGAAGUGCCGCUCCCUGGUGGGGGCUGUUCAUGGCGGUUCCGGGGUCUCUAACAUUUUUCCGGGUGUUGGUUGUAAAUCCGUUCGCAGCGGAGGCACCAGGGCUGGAGGUUCUUGCUGGUGUGAAAUGACUGAGUACAAACUGGUGGUGGUUGGAGCAGGUGGUGUUGGGAAAAGCGCGCUGACAAUCCAGCUAAUCCAGAACCACUUUGUAGAUGAAUAUGACCCCACCAUAGAGGAUUCUUACCGAAAACAGGUGGUUAUAGAUGGUGAAACCUGUCUGCUGGACAUACUGGACACAGCUGGACAAGAGGAGUACAGUGCCAUGCGAGACCAGUACAUGAGGACAGGCGAAGGCUUCCUCUGUGUAUUUGCCAUCAAUAAUAGCAAGUCAUUUGCAGAUAUUAACCUGUACAGGGAACAGAUUAAGCGAGUCAAAGACUCAGAUGAUGUACCUAUGGUGCUAGUGGGAAACAAGUGUGAUCUGCCAACGAGGACAGUUGACACAAAACAAGCCCACGAACUGGCCAAGAGUUACGGGAUCCCAUUCAUUGAGACCUCAGCCAAGACCAGACAGGGUGUCGAAGAUGCCUUUUACACGCUGGUCAGAGAAAUCCGCCAGUACCGAAUGAAAAAACUCAACAGCAGUGAUGAUGGGACUCAAGGCUGCAUGGGGCUGCCCUGUGUGGUGAUGUAACAAGAUACUUUUAAAGUUCUAGCAUCGGAGGAGAGCCAUUGUCAAGCUGCACUGACACCCUGGUCCCGACUUCCCCGGAGGAGAGAGGAGUGUUCCCGUCGCUGCCGUCAGCUUCACGAGCAGCGGCGGCCCCGCCACUUCCCAGCUCCCGGUAGACCAGCACAUCAUUCUCUGUUUGAGAAGUUCUCGGAGUAACUACCUCCUCACUCGGUUGUCUGACCAGAGAAAUGAACCUCUUGCUACUACUCCCCGAUAGUUUUCCACUCUGGGUUCUUCCCAGACACACACCUCUGUCACCCCAGGUUUCUCAUCUGAUGAGCAAUUCACACUCCGAAACAGAACCAAACUGUAGACAUUAAAUUCUCUAGAAAACAAUGUCUCGAGCUCUCAUGUAGCAACUGCUGGAGAUUUUUUUUUUUUCUUUUUACUGUUGAACUUGGAACUAUAUUGGUUUUUGGAGAAAUGUCAUAAGUAACUGUUUUGCUGAGGCUAUAGUUAAUGUUGUCGGUGUUUGGUUGUUUGUAAUGUUAUCAGCUAUAUUCUGUAAGCUGGCAUCUGCUCCGUAUUCAUAAGUACAGAGGGGAAUAUGGACUUUUGAGUCUAUCCUAGCCCUCUCGACUUUCAUGCAAUUAAACCUGACUUUCACAGUGAAGUGCCUUUUUCCUAGGAGUGGGUUGUGAGCUCCCUUUCCAACCCUGCAGUGGAAUGGAUGUCCUGAAACCAGUAUAGGUGACAGUGAAUGUCUGAGGUAUGAGUAGGACCUGUCUAUCUUUGAGAGAAAGAUAAUACAUACCAAUAUGGUAGCAGAUGCCAUUUCUUACAUGUGUGAAGUCCGCUUUCCAGAGACCUGUUUUUAGGUUCUCCCAAGAGAAGGAUGAAACUGGAAACAAGUAUAAAUAAUUUCACUUAAUUUUUACCUGUGCUCCACUUUUUUUUUUGUAGGUUACUACCUAUCAAAUGUAUGUAAUUUGUUUCUUCUAGCUUACUGGUAAUCUCUUGUUCAAUGAACUUCCAUUCGUAUUUAAAUUUGGGUUAUAUCAGAAGGCUCUACAUUUGCAGGUGUGCAAAACCGUAAAAAUUCGAUGCAGCUUUAUUUAAUAUUGCGAUCAGUGAUUUUCAAACAGUGUAUUAACCCACACUUUCGAUGCAUAUCCUGGUGUCUCAAUGAUGUGUGUGUCCACAGUUGCCCUUAGCCCCUCACCCGCUGCGGUUUGAUUGUUUCCCCUGAGUAAAGCAUGGUGCUAAAUGGACCAGGCCACUGCUUCGGAACUCGAGCGAGCCAGUUGGCAUCACGGAGAGAGAAGUCUUCCCCAUGUGCUUGUUGCACCGGCAGCCCCAGCCGGUAGCUUUGCCAGAUGUGGGCGGUUGGCCGUGCACGGAAGGAAGAGGCCAGCUCACACAAGCCCUCCCUCCAUCAUGACUGGGGAAGCGUGGUGUCCUGAGGAGGGCCAGCCUAGCGGUCUUUAUAAAUAAACUGUCCAGACUUCUUUUAGCCACGUGGAAACCGAACGAUGCCAAUAUUUUUUCUCAUGUUUUUAAGGAUGGGGGUACCUCAGAUCAAUUUUUUUUAAUCCUCACCAGAGAAUGUGUUUAUUGGUUUUUAGGGAGAAGAAGGUGCUGGGGUGGGGAGAGAAUAACAUCCAUUGGGCACUUCCUAUACAUGCCCCCAGCUGGGGAUCGAACUUGCAACCUUCUGGUGCGUGGAAUGAUGCUCCAGCCAACUGAGCUUCCCGACCAGGGCUCAGAUCAACUUUUUUAAAUUUUCUUUUUCAUAAUGUUCUGUAAAGGUUUUAAAACAAAGUGUUGAUUGAUUAGUCUGUGCAUCAAAGAUAACAAAUGUAAAUGCUGAGUUUGUUCAGAACAAGAAGAUGACUUUGGGUUGGAAUUGCUGUUUGAGAAAGGCAUGGAAACACAGUGAAUUGUUAGUUACGAGGCUUUGGGGGCUCGGCUGUUCCACGUGCAAAUAAUGUCCUGGUAAUUCUAAUGAAACACAGACAACUUGAUACAAGCCUGGCCCCAAACGGCCGCUUGCUGUCCUGGUCUGUUAAUAUGUAAAUGUUUUACCAGGGUCCUCCAGCUUCAAACAGGGAUUUCAUUUACUCAGCACGCCCCCAUUGCCUCUGAGUGAACCCAGAAGAGGGGAAGGCGCCGGGGCUGCGCACAGAGAGUGGCAAACCCAGAGCUGCGCUCCUCAGCCGCAGCGGCCGUUCUGAGAGUCUUCACAGUGCUGUGGGUGCCUGCGGGCAGGGACUCCGCUGCUCCCGUCCCUGCUCCUGAGUGCCACUCCUCCUGCAGCUGGAUCAAAGCUUGUCACCUCAGUCGUCAUCCUGGUGGUCUUCCUCAUCCUCCUCUUCUCGUCCAUGUGACUGACAGUGUGAUUUUUCUCUGAUGUCAAGUUAGGGGGGAAGGUGGGACUGAUGUGGGGCCCUGUGCCCACUGCGCUCUGUGGGUGUGCCUGAUCGUUUCCUCAAGUGUGUUGCGAGCACAGGUGUGUCUCAAGGGGCCAACAUUCAGACUUGAAAGUGUUCUUUCAGUAGCGUCUUAAGCAGUUACAUGUAGGUGUGAGUUUUGGCGCAGCGGAGUGACAGAGAGCGGAAUGCUGAGCCUCUUCAGCUGGUGCGGUGUGAAAGGUGGUGUUCAGAGUGUGUUUGUAAUUGCUGAAAAUAAUUCUGGUUUACCUCAAAAUCCGACAGUCUCUUUCCCCAAAUUAAGUGCCUGGCCAGCUGUCAUCCAUUACACAUCACUUCGGUGGUUUGUCUUGUAAAGGUCGUACGUUCGAGAGUGUGGAAAUGCGAUGUUCUGCCCGAAGGCUGCCGUGCCUGGUGUGGUCAGUGCUGCACUCGCUCCCAGCAGCGCCCUGGCGGACGUUCCCUGGUCACACAGUGUCACACCUGUGACAGUGUUCACUUUAGGGGUGUACCGGGUAAAAUGAGUCUCAAUAUGUAGUCUAGUGGGGCCCGCCUGUAGUCGUUCACCAUCCUUUAAACUGCUGUGAAUUUUUACCUUGACUUGAAAGCAAGAAUAGAGAAACACUUCAAAGAGACACUUUUUUCUCCCGUUCCAGAGCUGGUGAGCGUACUCAUCCUCUGCUUUGCAUUCGCAGUCCUGAGCUCCUCCGAGCUGGCAGCUACAACCAGGAACCCAGACGCGGUGCACUCGGCCUCCUGUAACUCAUCUCUGCUAAUACAUGGCAAGAAAGAAGGAUAGUUAAUUAGGGAAAAUAUUUUAUUUGGGUGGUUUCCAUAAACGAGGGACUGUAACUCUCAUACAUUAUUUCUCAUCUUGGCAGUGUGCCUCAAAAUUAUUUUAAAGUGUUUCGUGUAAGAACUGUUUGAAAAGUGUUGUUACUAUCAGAGUAGUUGUAGAUAUAUUUCAAAUGUAACUGGCGAUUUUUAAAAACCUGAAAACUGACCUGAGAAGCAAUUGUCUGAACUCUGCCCUGGAGGGAAGGGAUGGUCUCAACAGAUGGUGUGUGGCCUGCAGGCGGCUGUGCCGUCACACAGG
This is a messenger RNA of Phyllostomus discolor (pale spear-nosed bat), 4231 nucleotides long. RefSeq names its product NRAS proto-oncogene, GTPase (gene NRAS). The record is from RefSeq and is a predicted model, not a curated record. Lineage: Eukaryota; Metazoa; Chordata; Mammalia; Chiroptera; Phyllostomidae. The coding region runs from base 158 to 727 and encodes 189 amino acids. The transcript is spliced from 7 exons. Gene Ontology annotation, cellular component: plasma membrane. Gene Ontology annotation, molecular function: GTPase activity; GDP binding; GTP binding. Gene Ontology annotation, biological process: Ras protein signal transduction.